AUGAGGCCUGCUAUUCGUAUUGGCACUGGAUGUCUUGCCCCUGGCUUAUCUCAGGAUCAUAUUGGUAGGAGUGGAGAAGGUCUGUGAGGUGCUGGGUCAGAUUAUUGGACCUAAAACUUUUGUUGGAAAAGGCAUUGCCCCGGAGGAAGGCAUGAGAGAGGCACUGGAACAGCCGCUCUGACUCACAGGGUUUGCACUUGAACCCAAAGAAUUAUUUCUAUGAACUCUAUUAUUACAAACCUGAUCACCUUCUCUGAACCUUCAAGCCAAUCUUCUGUCAUUUCAAAUAGUUCUUUUUUUUGUCGGAGAUUUAGAAACAAAAUCCUAAGUUUACAAAAUACAAAAAUAAACUUCGCUAUGCAUUUAUGGAAAACGACCAGUUCAAAUAAAAUACAUCGUUGGAAUUCUCUUGGCGUUUCGGCCCCACGAGCUCAUCACAUGAGAGAUGGAUUCGAACGAUAUAGAGAACUUAGAUAGAUCGCCCUCACAAGAACAUCGACGGACAUAUAUGGGUUUUUUCAUUCUUUUUGUUUCCCUUUUCUGUCACGAUGUAUCGUCUGCUGCUUUUGUAAACUAUUUUAUAUUUUCUAAUGGUUUGUAGUAUUUUUUCGGUCGAUCGACUGAAAUCCGUCAAUAUGAGCGUCUACCCGUUUGCCGUCCCCAAGGGAAUCAAGCUUUUGUGCGAGCUCUGCCAAAAGUCUGCCAACCUCGUCUGCACUAAUUGUAAAGUGACUUAUUAUUGUUGUUCCGGCCACCAAACGUCGGACAAGGAGAGUGUCCAUUCUUGUAUCUGUGACAAUCUCGCCAAAGUCAGACAACCUGAGAAAUAUGGAAUUUCCGAAGAACAACGUCAAAAACGCAAAGAAGAAAUUCGGCAGCUGAAUAUUGAGAUAAUUCAAACUGCCACCACUAGAGCGCACCACCUGUUGUUUCAAGGAUUACACGAACAGGCCCUGCCCGCAGCCUUGCAUUCGGUUAAAUUUUGUAUGGAAAUUUAUGGACCGCAAAGUAUUGAACUCAUUCCUUCCUACCUCUGUCUUGGAGAGGCUUGUAUUGGUUUAGGAAGACUUGCUGAUGCCGAGCAGUAUCUCUCUCAAGCAAACUGGAUUGCUUUGACAAACCCCAAGUGUCCCAGUUCCAUCUUGUACAACCUUCAUCGCAAUCUCGGCCUACUCUAUGCUGCCAAAGGGGAUUAUGCAGAAGCUGCUCGUCAUUUUGCUGAUGAUAUUUACCAUGCAUCAGAAGAAUAUGGCACAGAUUCCUUGAAAACAUCCGGGGGUUACUACCACAUGGCCAAUGUUUUCUUCCGACAGAGCAAAAUGGAUAUUGCAAUGUCACUCUACAGACAGGUGACCAAAAUUUGGCACAACUACUUGUUAGAAAUUGCUUCCGACAAGAUAAAGAAAUUGUCCAGUCCCAAGACAUUAGCAGCUGUUAAUCUAACAUCAGAACACAGAACCGGACUCGAUGAAACAGAUGAAGCAGAAGGUAUCCAGGUUUUGAGUACCAUUUUCGAUAUCUGGGAAUCUAGCCACAAGAAACACUCAAAAGAUUUAGCUGAGUCCAGCCUUGCAUUAGCCAUGUUGUUCUACUGCCUCGAACAAUAUGACAAGGCAAAGAAAUUCUGCAACAAGGCAUACCAAGUUUGCGAAGACAAAGAAUAUACUGAGAUCAUCCUUAAGUUUCUGAAUUCCAGUAAAGAACUCUCUCCAUAAUUUGUUCACCAUUGAACAAUUCCUAUCAUAGUAGGUGCAUUAGGUAUGAUAAAAAAAUAUUCAGACGAAUUCAUAACAAAAACACCAGGACUAACAAGAAUAUAUAACAUACAGAAAAUAGCACCACUAGGCACCGCACACAUCCUACGUAAAACACUUUCAAUACAUUGAAAAUAAGAGCAUCACAACAAACCACAGCACAUGCCCAAGGCACACAGAGCUGUGCUCGGUAGUGUAGUGAAAGCACAUGAUAAGAAUAAGACGACUGAAUAAUAAUAAUAAUAAUGAUAGUAAUAAUCUUUUCUACUUUAGGCACAAGGCCUGAAGUUUGGGGGAGGGGACAAGUCGAUUACAUCGAUCCCAGAAUUUCAUUGAUAUUUAAUUUAUCACAGGUAAGUACCGCACAUACAUUACAUGAAGUACAUUCAAUACAGCAAAAAUAACACAACACGAACAAAACACUGUAUUUAACCAAGGCACACAAAGCUGAUGACAAUAAUAAUGAUGAUGAUGUUGAUGAUGAAUAUUUUUGGAAUAGAUUAAAACAAAAACAAAAACACCGUGUUAAAUUUGAUUCUUGAUUUUAUUGUUUUAUGCAGAUAUUUUU
Octopus bimaculoides (California two-spot octopus) is the source of this 2322-nucleotide messenger RNA. Its product is annotated as zinc finger MYND domain-containing protein 12. Gene Ontology annotation, molecular function: protein binding. The record is from RefSeq and is a predicted model, not a curated record. Lineage: Eukaryota; Metazoa; Mollusca; Cephalopoda; Octopoda; Octopodidae.